CAAUGAAGUGGCAGGUUUGUGUUUGAAAUGUGUAGAAAUUAAUUGUUGGACGUUUGUUAUAUUAAAAUGAUUGUAAAUCAGAUAUGUACUAAUUCGUUAAAAAAUUUUGGACUUAAUGCAACUUAUAGCAAAAUAUAUAGAUGUUAUGGCCAGUAUUUCAAAAUUAACUGCAUAACUUCGACUGUUUUACUACAUAAAUCCUAUCCUUCGUACAUAAAUUAUUCACACGUAACACAAUUAAGAUAUUCCCAUCAAGAAAAAACGGAGCAUAAACAAAAAUCGACAGCCAAAAACCUAGGUAUACCUCCUGGAGUUUUAGGGGACAAAAUUAAAAAACCUAUUGAUGUGCCUUUAGAAAAGGGGAAAAUUAGUGAGCCUAUGAAAACAACCCAACCAGCACCAUUAUCGUUGAGAGAGAAAUUAAAGAAAGCUGUAAAAGAAUAUGGUUCGAUAGUAAUUGUUUUUCAUGUUGGAAUUUCUUUGAUUUCUCUCGGAACCUGCUACUUAUUAGUUUCUGCAGGAUUGGAUGUACCAGCGUUAUUUACAUACUUUGGGCUUAAAGACUGGUUUAGCAACAACGAGAUAGCUUCAAGUGCAGGAACAUUUGCAAUCAGUUAUGCAGUUCACAAAGUUUUUGCGCCAGUACGUAUCGGAAUUACUCUUGUAUCUGUUCCGUUCAUUGUGAGGUAUUUAAGAAAAAUUGGAUUUUUAAAGAAGUAAAAAAAAUAAGCUCAAAGUAGGUCCAUUUUGUAAUACUUGAUAAAUUUAUACAUAUGUUAAAAAUAGGGAAUAGGGAAUAUUUAAAAUUCGACUGCAUCUCAUUAUUAUUAUACAUUGUUAAAUAAAUGUAUGUUUUACUAAUAUUUUUACUUGUCAAUCUUAUGUAGGUACGUACAUCUAAAUGACUUGUAUUGCAU
Messenger RNA from Phyllotreta striolata, 917 nucleotides. The record is from the annotation of a GenBank genome assembly. NCBI's taxonomy places the organism in Eukaryota, Metazoa, Arthropoda, Insecta, Coleoptera, Chrysomelidae.